UAUUUUGAUAUUUUUACUCUGUCUCUACAGUGCAUUCCCAGAUGUUUUCGACAAUGUGCACUGGACUUACAAAUGAAUGAUGCAAAGUGAUUCAUUUCAGAUUUCUAAUCGAUAAAGUGUUAUAUAGUGCUAUAUAUUGUGCAUUUGCAUUAUCACCUCAGUGGCAUUAUUAUUUUCUUUUCAUUAAUAUUAUUUUCUUGUUAAACGAUUCAUCUGAACAAUCCUGCCAGAAAUGGAGAGCCAACACGGCAAGUGGACGCUGUCUGACAGUGACGAUGAUGAGGAUAAUAAUAACGUCGUACCUCCGACACCACCGAAAGACAUAAAGAAACCCUUAAAGAACAUCAAGGCUGAUCCAGAACCCAAAGCCAGCCCGGUUAAUACACUGUUCAAGCCCAAAUCUGAGCCCAGAAAAGACAGUGACGUGAAUCUUGAGACAGAAAAACCACCCGUCCUUCCCACGGGCUCCGAAGCUCGACAAGCCGUACACGUCUAUCAGAAUAACCCGGUGAAAAACGACAGCGGCCCUUCUCCGGCGCUGAAACGGAAGAGAGAAACAGAUGAGGGAGGCUGGAACCUCUCCAGCAGUAGUGACGAUGACGGAGCUCCCUCGUCAGCCCCCGAAGACAAACCGAAACCCAAAGCGCCGACCUCGAGUCCUCCGAGGAAGAAGCCCGAGCGGAGUCGGCCCCCGAGCCCACACGGUGAUCAUUAUUAUAAAGAGGAACCCAGUGAUUUCUUCGAGGCCAGCUUAAACACCAUGAACGACACAUACCGCUUUUAUUUAAACAAAGUCACGGGGAUAGAAAAGAAGUACAACACGGGAGCUUUGCACAUUAAAGAAAUACUUUCCCCCAUGUUUGGCACGCUAAAGGAAUCCGUUCAGUUUAACUACUGCUUUGAUAUUCCAUGGAUGGUGCAACAAUAUCCUCCUGAGUUUAGGAAUAAUCCUGUAACUAUCGUGCACGGAGAGAAGCGAGAGUCGAAAGCUCGCCUCAUCCAGCAGGCUCAGCCCUACAGCCAUAUUCGCUUCUGUCAGGCCAAGCUGGAUAUCGCCUUCGGGACUCAUCACACGAAGAUGAUGCUCUUGUGGUACGAGGAAGGCUUUAGAGUCAUCGUCCUGACGUCAAACCUCAUCCAGGCUGACUGGUACCAGAAGACACAAGGACUGUGGAUGAGCCCUCUGUACCCACGGUUACCAGAAGGAAGCCCCGAGACGGCCGGCGAGUCUCCUACACACUUCAAACGAGACCUUCUGGAGUAUCUGAACGCGUACCGAGCCCCGGAGCUGGCCGAGUGGAUCGAGCGCAUCAAAGAACACGACCUGUCAGAAACCAGGAUCUACCUUAUUGGUUCCACACCGGGAAGGUUUCAGGGAUCCAACAUGGAGAAGUGGGGUCACUUAAAGUUGAGGAAGUUUCCUGUCCAGUUGCUGAGCGAACACACACAUCCAGAGCAGAACGCCGAGAAGUGGCCCGUGAUUGGUCAGUUCUCCAGCAUCGGCUCUAUGGGCCUGGAUAAGACCAAGUGGCUCUCGGCGGAGUUCCAGCGUACGCUGACGACGUUAGGCAAGAGCGGGAAACCGUUAACCGUCCCAGAGACACCACUCCUGCUGGUUUAUCCUUCAGUGAACAAUGUCCGAACCAGUUUGGAAGGCUACCCAGCUGGAGGUUCUUUACCCUACAGUAUACAGACAGCACAGAAGCAGAUCUGGCUCCAUUCCUAUUUCCAUGGAUGGAGAGCCGAAACCUCAGGCAGGAGCAGUGCGAUGCCCCACAUCAAGACCUACAUGAGGACGUCGCCGGAUUUCUCCCAGCUGGCCUGGUUUCUCGUCACGAGUGCCAAUUUGUCCAAAGCUGCCUGGGGGGCGCUGGAGAAAAACAAUACUCAGAUGAUGGUUCGUUCCUACGAGCUGGGAGUUCUGUACCUGCCUUCAGCCUUCCAAAUGAGCACAUUUCCAGUGGAGAAGAACAUCUUCCCCGUCUCAAGCUCCUCCACAGGUUUCCCUGUGCCUUUCGAUUUGCCACCACUUCGCUACUCCAGUAAAGAUCAGCCGUGGAUCUGGAAUAUUCCAUACACACAAGCGCCAGAUACUCACGGAAAUAUCUGGGUCCCGUCCUGAAAGCCGCCGUUCCCGUUGCUGCUUGGAUACUAAGGGCCAAACGAGGACAGGAAGUACCUGCUGUCUAUUACUGUUUUAUUAAACUGGACUCUCGACUACAGUAAACAUGGUGCUGGAAAAAAAUAAUAAAACAGACUGUGAGUAUUUUUGAUAUUGACAUUGUUAGGUAAUAAAGAAUUAGCAAUGAUAACUGU
This is a messenger RNA of Ictalurus punctatus (channel catfish), 2316 nucleotides long. It is a transcript of the gene tdp1, whose product is annotated as tyrosyl-DNA phosphodiesterase 1. Lineage: Eukaryota; Metazoa; Chordata; Actinopteri; Siluriformes; Ictaluridae. The coding region runs from base 233 to 2122 and encodes 629 amino acids. Gene Ontology annotation, cellular component: nucleus. The record is from RefSeq and is a predicted model, not a curated record. The transcript has 16 exons. Gene Ontology annotation, biological process: single strand break repair; double-strand break repair. Gene Ontology annotation, molecular function: 3'-tyrosyl-DNA phosphodiesterase activity; single-stranded DNA binding; double-stranded DNA binding.